UUGGUCUCAAGAGCUUUAACCUGAUACCGCUGCUAGUAAGGGAACAACGAACGUGUUUCUUGUGCGCAGUAAUCUUGUUACUGUUCACUGGUUCAUGAAAAAUGUCGAGAAAUCAAAAGUUACAAUUAAUCAAAAGUUAAACGUCGUAAUGCUAACAACUUUCAUGUCGAAGAAAAAAAUGGUUUAGACUGAUCGCCAGGUCGCAUUUACUGCCACUUCAACUAUUUCCGCAUUAUUCUUUACAGUCAUGAAUAUAUUUGCUUUUAAAUGUAUUUGGUUUGUUUUGUUCCACGCCAUUGGUCCCAAAAGGAUCACGCUUAACUAAUUUUACAAAGUUCCAUGUCUAGUCUACUUUCAGAUGAAAACUUGCAGUAGUUUACCGUAGGAGAUUUGCAUAACCAAUCACCUUUCCAUUAGAAAAUGUGGUAUUGUGGGGCAGAACAAAUAGAUCAGGUCUAAAAGAAAGCCAGACUGGUGUCCUGCUCCAGUACGGGCAGGACAAUACGAACGCUUGCUACUCCGAGUUCCUGUCCAUCAAAGACACAAGGUUAUUGAAACUAAUGAACGUCGUGGCUCUUGGGCUGCAAGACCGCGCUGCGAACCUCCGAUCACCGACCGAACGCAGACUCUGCCUGGGCGCCUAACGUCACAAACACAAAGUAACGACCUCUGCCAAGAACUGGGCGGGGAUCCUCUUCCGGUUCGUCGCUGUGGCAAUCGCGGCACAGCACAAUUCACCGAGCUGCUGGUUGUCAUGGACACUGGGCAGAGCGCGGUGGUGGCUGCCGACGGGUGCGAGUGGCUGCACACAGCCUCGUCCAGUUCCAUACGGUCACCAUGACCCAGAGGCUGGCAUUACAAGUUUUUGAGCAGUACCAGAAGGCCAGAACACACUUUGUGCAAACAAUUGCAGAACUUGCAACCAGGCCACAAAAUAUUGAAACUCUACAAAAUGCAGGUGUGAUGUCUCUUUUGAGGCCCCUCUUACUAGAUGUAGUUCCAAGCAUUCAGCAGACAGCAGCAUUGGCGCUGGGACGUCUAGCCAAUUACAAUGAUGAUCUGGCUGAGGCUGUUGUUAAGGGAGACAUUCUUCCACAGCUGGUGUAUUCACUAGCAGAACAAAAUCGAUUCUACAAGAAAGCUGCAGCUUUUGUGUUGAGGGCUGUGGCCAAACAUUCUCCUCAAUUAGCCCAGGCUGUGGUGGAUUCAGGGGCACUGGAUGCACUAGUGAUCUGUUUGGAAGAGUUUGAUCCCGGAGUGAAGGAAGCGGCAGCUUGGGCACUGGGAUACGUUGCACGCCACAAUGCAGAACUGUCACAGGCAGUAGUGGAUGCUGGAGCUGUUCCUCUUCUGGUUCUUUGUAUCCAGGAGCCAGAGGUGCCACUGAAAAGGAUUGCAGCUUCUGCACUCAGUGAUAUCGCAAAACAAUCACCAGAGCUGGCUCAAACUGUGGUGGAUGCAGGGUCCAUUGCUCAUCUAGCUCAAAUGAUCCUGAACCCUGAUGCCAAACUGAAGCGUCAGGUGUUUUCAGCUCUUGGUCAGAUUUCAAAGCAUUCUGUAGAUUUGGCAGAAAUGGUUGUAGAAGCCGAAAUUUUUCCUUCUGUUCUAACAUGUCUAAAGGACCCAGAUGAAUUUGUGAAAAAAAAUGUUGCAACACUAAUUCGGGAAAUUGCCAAGCACACUCCUGAGCUGUCUCAGCUUAUUGUUAAUACAGGAGGUGUGGCUGCUGUCAUUGAUUAUAUCGGUGAUUCUAAAAGUAAUGUCAGGCUGCCUGGUAUUAUGAUGCUUGGCUAUGUGGCUGCUCACUCAGAGAACCUGGCAAUGGCAGUGAUUGUCUCCAAGGGGGUGGCUCAGUUGGCUAUCUGUCUGUCAGAAGAACCAGAAGACCACAUUAAGGCAGCGUCGGCUUGGGCCCUGGGGCAGAUAGGAAGACACACUCCAGAGCAUGCACGUGCUGUUGCUGUGGCAAAUGUUCUGCCAAAGCUCCUUGCACUCUACAUGCAGACUGGAAGUUCUGAAGAUCUUCAGAUUAAGGCUAAAAAAGCACUGAAGAACAUCCUGCAGAAAUGCACAUACCUGCCAGCUCUCGAUCCCCUACUACAUGAUGCUCCUCCCAAUGUACUUAAACAUGUAGUUGGGCAGUACAGUAAGGUACUACCACAUGAUACUAAGGCCCGUCGUCUUUUUGUCACAAGUGGUGGAUUGAAGAAGAUCCAAGAGAUUAAAGCUGAACCGGGUUCAGUUAUGCAGGAGUAUAUUAAUGGCAUUAACAACUGUUAUCCAGAAGAAAUUGUCAGAUACUACUCGCCUGGAUAUUCGGAUGCAUUGCUGGAAAGAGUUGAGAACUACCAACCAGCUCAUUAAGAAAUAUUGUGGAUUUUUUUUCAAACUAUUCGUAGUUUUCGUUGGCCCACUUUUAAAACCUGGAAGCAUCUGCUAAUUUUGUUAACGGCUUUCCAAGAUAUUUUGUAGCAAGCAUUAACUUGUGUCCCAAGUCCCCAUCCAGAUUCUUUGAUCAAUUUCAGAUGAUUUAAUUUUAAUCAUUUUUCUGAAUCCGAACGAUCUCAUUGAUGAACAUGUUUUGAUUUGCAUUUCGGUGCAUCAUUUUGUUUUAAUAGCGGUUAGUAUUACGAUGCCUCAUGCAGACCAAUAACAUUGCAUAUUUGACAGAAAGGAAGUCUAAAUAAUGCCAAUGGUUGGCGGGGCUGUGGAGUUUCACUGACCUUUUGUGAAGCCGGAUUUCAGUGGCCACAAAAGCACUUUUUGUAUUCUAUAAUCUGCAAAUUUAAACUCGUAUUUGCGGCACUCUGAAACUCAUUGUGACAGCAAUAAAUGUAGUGACUUGGGUUUGAA
Messenger RNA from Pristis pectinata (smalltooth sawfish), 2853 nucleotides. It is a transcript of the gene spag6, whose product is annotated as sperm associated antigen 6. NCBI's taxonomy places the organism in Eukaryota, Metazoa, Chordata, Chondrichthyes, Rhinopristiformes, Pristidae. The record is from RefSeq and is a predicted model, not a curated record. Gene Ontology annotation, cellular component: acrosomal vesicle; axoneme; sperm principal piece. Gene Ontology annotation, biological process: epithelial cilium movement involved in extracellular fluid movement; sperm axoneme assembly; neuron projection extension. The transcript is spliced from 11 exons. Gene Ontology annotation, molecular function: microtubule binding. Bases 838 to 2364 code for a protein of 508 amino acids.